Molecule: messenger RNA, 879 nt
Organism: Aricia agestis (brown argus)
Lineage: Eukaryota; Metazoa; Arthropoda; Insecta; Lepidoptera; Lycaenidae
Exons: 8
Coding region: 1-879 (292 amino acids)
Source: RefSeq, a predicted model, not a curated record
AUGGAACCUCAACACAGCGAGAUAGUCAUAAAAUUCAAGCCCUUGUAUGAUAAAAUUUUACUGGUAUUGAACCAAGGACCAUCUCCCAAGACUAGACUAACUUUUACUUUAAUAGCUUCCCUAAUACUGGCCGAGUCGGGUACUGAUCUAAGUAAGACGGAAGCAUUAAGAAUGUACGCGCAAAACAUGAUCAGAAUAAGUGGCUGCUUAUCGGCUCUUUGUCAUUUAUUCACAAACUCUAUGCUGCAACACGAAACCUGGAUUACCCUCUGCAGAGCUCUGAGUGAGGCAUGCCACAAGUCCGUGCUAAAUCAGAAUUAUUGUUCCCACCUGAUACCUCUGUGUAUAGAACGCUGCCGCCGCAGUAACACGGAGGUUCUGCUCGUACUACACAGCCUGCUGGUCGACCACCACACAAAUAUUAAAGUGUUCUAUGAAUCCGAUGGAAUGUCGGUUUUCACCAGAGAAACCCUCCUGCAUACGUCGUAUCUGAGCACACUCAACACCGUCAUCGAAGGCACUAAGCCCUCGCAUCGCGAGUACGUUAGAAACUCCAACAGCAUAUUCCAAUGUCUGCGCCGAUGGGUACUCACUGACGAGAGCGGCUCUGCGGUAACAAAAUGGGCUGUAGUAGUUUUGUACUCGAGAAAAAAACUCCUCGGAGCAGACGAAAAGCUAUGCUACGAACCAGUGAAUUGUGAAAAUGAUAACAAUAACAAAAAUAAUUCUAAUUUUGUCGGUAUCCAAAACGGUUCUACUACAGAACAUAAGGAAGAAUUUGUAGAAAAUGGUAAUUCUGAAACUCAGGAUCUAUUCAGAAAUGUAAUGAAGGAAGUGUACGACUGGAAAUGUAAAAAGGAACCUUCAUCAGAAACAUGA